Megalopta genalis is the source of this 3889-nucleotide messenger RNA. RefSeq lists its product as uncharacterized. The record is from RefSeq and is a predicted model, not a curated record. Gene Ontology annotation, biological process: protein histidyl modification to diphthamide. NCBI's taxonomy places the organism in Eukaryota, Metazoa, Arthropoda, Insecta, Hymenoptera, Halictidae. Gene Ontology annotation, molecular function: diphthine-ammonia ligase activity.
UUUUCUUGAUAAUCGCUGGUCUUUUUUCUAACAUUUUGUUGGACUUGAAUUUUAUGUUCCACCUCGUCCCGUCCUGCGAUAUUCCGGAGAGAAAUCCAGGAUCCGACGUGAUUGUUUCCGGAAUUCGUGACAUUCGCUGUUUAGAAUAGUACAGCGAUUAAUUUUUGUUCACCAGCCAAUUGUUACACGUAUUAAUAAGUUAAAUUGAAUAUCCGGUAUCUUUUUCGGCUCUACCUUUCUUAUCGUUUCGCUCAGAAGAACGAUGAUUGUCUGAAAAGAUAUAUUCAGACUUAUCUGCACCCCCAAGCUCCUAACAAGUAUUUUGAGAGAUUUUAAAAGUAAAGCAGAAACAUGAGAGUUGUUGCACUAGUCAGCGGUGGUAAAGACUCUUGCUUUAAUAUGAUGCAAUGUAUAGCUGCAGGCCAUGACCUUGUGGCUCUAGCAAACUUAUAUCCUGUUGGAAAGGAUGAGCUAGAUUCUUUUAUGUUUCAAACUGUUGGAUAUCAGGGUGUUGAAUAUAUUGCAGAAGCUAUAGGCUUGCCAAUGUAUCGUGAGCCAACAUUUGGCAGAUCAAAAAUGCAAGAAAAAUAUUAUUAUCCAACAGAGAAUGAUGAAGUUGAAGAUCUCUUUAGGCUGUUAAGUAAAGUGAAGGAAAAAGAAAAUAUAGAAGCUGUUUCAUCAGGAGCUAUUCUAAGUGACUAUCAACGAAUUCGAGUGGAAAAUGUGUGUAGUCGUUUAGGACUGGUUUCUUUAUCAUAUUUAUGGAGAAGGGAGCAAGAUGAAUUGUUGAAAGAAAUGAUAGAAAGUUCUGUAAAUGCAGUUAUAAUCAAGGUAGCAGCUUUGGGCCUUGAACCAAGACAUUUGGGUAAACCAAUCUCUGAAAUGCAAUCUCAUCUUGCCAAAAUAAAAGAAAAGUAUGGUGUAAAUGUUUGUGGAGAAGGAGGCGAAUACGAAACGUUCACGUUAGAUUGUCCACUAUUUAGUAAAAGUAUUAUAAUAGAGGAGUAUGAAAGCGUAGUCCAUUCGAACGAUAAUAUAGCACCGGUCGGAUAUCUCAAUUUCAAAAAAAUACAUGUACAAGAUAAAAAUGAUGGCAUAGAAAGAUUAACGUUACAAGAGAGAUUAAAGAAUGUUCCUAUUAAAAUCCCGUCUGAUUACAUCGCAGAGAUUAUCGGUCCAGAAUUACACGACGGCUGUAAUUUAUCAGAAGAUGAGAAUGACGAUCACGAUUGUACAGAUAGUAGUUUGAAAACGUCGAAUUCUGGUCAAUUUAAUCCACCGAGCCCUAUGGAAAUUUUAUACGAAGAGGAAGAUUAUCCCGAUGUACCGGUAGUAAAUAAGAAUCAAACCGGCUGGUUCUGGUUUGGCGGUAUCGCUGGGAAACAUCCUGACCCGAAAUCCGCGAUGAGAGAGGCAUUGGAGAAAUUAAGCAGUCUAGUCAAGAAGGAGAAUCUUCAAAUAUCAGACGUCGUUGCUGUAACAUUGUACAUAAAAGACAUGACGAAUUACGUAUCUAUAAACGAAGUUUAUACCUCGUGUCUGAGCAAAAUAAAUCCACCGGUCCGUGUAUGCGUUGAGUGUCCGUUAAACGUACACGUUGUGCUCGACGCUAUAGCCUAUAAAGAAACUCAAGACUGUGGUGAUAAAAGAAUUCAUAAACGACACACAAUGCAUGUUCAGAGCAUAAGUCAUUGGGCACCAGCGAACAUUGGUCCUUACUCUCAAGCUGUUCGUGUGGGUGAUAUUAUCUCGGUUGCUGGACAAAUACCCUUGGUGCCUGGUAGUAUGACUAUUCUGGAUUUGAACAUUAAAAGGCAGUGCCGUCUGACAUUAAGGCACAUAAACCGUAUUGUUAAAGCUAUGGAUUCGAAUACGCAACUCAGGGACAUUGUACAAGGUAUCUGUUUUUUGACUCACACUAGUUAUAUACCAGACGCACGAAAGGAAUGGGAAAAACGAACAAAUAACGCCAUUGUGGAUUACAUUGUUGUACCAAACCUUCCGCGUGGUGCACAGGUCGAAUGGUGUGUAUGGGCUCAUAGAGAUAAUAAUAGGUUUGAAUACGAAGAGACUGGCAAAUGUGUAGGUAAUUUCAAAGUAGCAAUAAGGCGUAGGUGGAACUACGAAAAUAAUGUUUCAGCGAUCGUGUGUUACAUGUCUACUGGUUCGUCCAAUUCGACUGGCAAUUUAGCUACAGAAACGAAUUUACCGUCUACAGAACUGACUGUUGGCGAACUAACAGAAGCAUUUGAGUAUGUAUUGUGCAAACUCACAAAAGGCUCGCAAACCGAGAAUCCGGCUUGCAAUCUGCGGAUCUUCUACAAGGUCGGUAGUUCGCCAGGACCGAAUUUUGUUCAGGACGUACUAUCUAAGUUUUCUACGCGAAAUUUAGUCACUACUAUCAUACCGGCAACGCACUUACAUAAUUUCAGUACCUUUUUGUCCAUAUGUGGUAUCAGACAUGAGUAAAAGGCCGACAUCGAUAUUUACGUUUGUCAAUUAUUUAUAAAAUGAGAAUACUGUGUCGUAGAGAGGGAUUGUAAAAGGACUUUUAUUUUCCUUUUAAAUUAUUUGAAUCAAUGGGUACGGGAGCUAGGACAAAUCGAUUUUAAUAUACAAAUACAAAAGAAUCAUUUAACGGCUAUAUGAAAGUUGACCACGGUUGUAAAACUUUAUACAUACACGUAUAUUCUAAAUAAUAAUUUAACAGUAUCGGUGCUCGAAUGUAAACAUUAUUUUCACGUUUUCUACUGGUCGAGCUUAUUGGGUUUGCUCGAGAAAAAAAAAUAUUCACUUGACACUUGUCCAUAGUGUAUUUAUAUUCGGCUAGUCAACGGGAUAUUGGCGUGGAUUUUCGAUCGUUCUCUGUCCCGUUAGUGUAAGUGUUCUACGUAAUGCAAAGCACGUAAGUCGUUUCAUAACAUGUACUGUAUAUGCUACGCCUCAUUUCUUGCUCAAGCUAUUUUUUAUUUUUCUCAUAUUUCACGAUACGCGCGGAGUGUUAUGUGUGUGAUUUUAUGAAAGAAUUUGAAAGCGUGCACAGCCAUUUUUAUAGUAGAGCUCAAAGGAUAUAAAGAUGAAAUUCAAAAAAGGGAAACGAUGGUGUUGCUACGUAUCAGAGACGUACUAGGUAAAAAUUGAACAUUUUUUUAUUCGGUAUGAAGAGGAAAAAACAAUCUAGAUUAUGCCUUUUUUAAUCUUAAUAAAAAACAUAAAAUGACAAGCGGAAAUUCGGGAUGCGUGCUCUACAGCAAAUUGCCCUCCUCCCCCUUCACUUUUCAAAUGCUGCCGACGUUAUUCCGCUGUUAUUCAAACUUUGUAUCGUAAUGGCAGAUAUGUAGCUUUACAAAAGUGUUAACAAAAAAUGAAUAUCUACUUCGCAAAAGUAUUGUAUAAGUCCUCGGUAGUUAUAUGGCAUAUAACUGGUCUAUGCUUUAGGAAGACGUCUUGUACAAAAAAAAGAAAAAACGACACGCAAUAUAUUAGAAUAUUUUUGACGGUAUAACAUUUACGCAACGAUAUGCCAAAGCUCGUAUUUUGCAACUUGGACAUUGUUUAAAACGUUUUCGGAUACUGUCAUUCUCUUUUUUUCUUUCUGUACAUAUAUUGCUAAAUAAUGUAAAACAUUCUUGCAAUGUACUAUAAAAUGUAAUUAGUUUCAAAACAAAACAAUUGGUUAUUGGUGUGGAUAUUAAUGAAUGAUAUGAAUUUCUAACGAUACGAGAUACAACGGAACAUACUGAUUAUGACGUGGAAACUGCGUUACUAUAAAUAUGUAAAAAAAAAAUGAUAUUUGCAAACAUUCAACUCUCGCAACAAAACACUAUCCCGAGGAUUAUAUUGCAAAAGAAAAAUAAAGAAAGUGAUAUAUAUUUUUAAGAAAUUGCAA